Messenger RNA from Sardina pilchardus (European sardine), 2565 nucleotides. RefSeq names its product phosphodiesterase 6A, cGMP-specific, rod, alpha (gene pde6a). The record is from RefSeq and is a predicted model, not a curated record. Bases 1 to 2559 code for a protein of 852 amino acids. NCBI's taxonomy places the organism in Eukaryota, Metazoa, Chordata, Actinopteri, Clupeiformes, Clupeidae. Gene Ontology annotation, cellular component: photoreceptor outer segment membrane. The transcript is spliced from 22 exons. Gene Ontology annotation, biological process: retina development in camera-type eye; signal transduction. Gene Ontology annotation, molecular function: 3',5'-cyclic-nucleotide phosphodiesterase activity; protein binding.
AUGGUGGACAAGGACGUCGCCGAGAAGUUCCUGGACAGCAACCCGGCCUUCGCCAAGGAGUACUACGACGCCAACUUCCGCCCAAAGGUCAUCUCGGACCUGCUGGCCGGCAAGAAGGCCCAGGUGGACAUCAGCAAGUACCACGACCUCAGCUCGGUUGAGGAGAGCGAGAUCGUUUUCGACCUGAUCCGCGACAUCCAGGAGGACAUCCAGAUGGAGAAAGCCACCUUCAACCUGAUGAAGCACAUGUGCUUCUUGAUGCGCGCUGACCGCAUGAGUCUCUUCAUGUACCGGCAGCGCAACGGCGUGGCCGAACUGGCCACGCGCCUCUUCAACGUGACCAAGGACUCCAAGCUGGAGGAUUGCCUGGUGCAGCCCGACAGUGAGAUCGUCUACCCGCUGGACAUAGGCAUUGUGGGCCAAGUGGCCACCACCAAGAAGAUGGUCAACGUGAAGGAUGUCUCACAGGAAGAGCGCUACAGUGACUUUGUGGACAUCCUGACAGACUACAAGACCAAGAGUGUGCUCGCCACGCCCCUCAUGAACGGCAAAGACGUGGUGGCGGUCAUCAUGGCCAUCAACAAGGUGGACGGACCCCACUUCACUACUCAGGAUGAGGAGGUGUUCAAUAAAUAUCUCAACUUUGCCAAUUUGAUUGUGCGAGUCUACCAUUUGAGCUAUCUGCAUAACUGUGAGACCAGAAGAGGACAGGUGCUCCUGUGGUCCGCCAGCAAGGUGUUUGAGGAGCUGACAGACGUCGAGAGACAGUUCCACAAAGCCCUCUACACAGUCAGGGCACUCCUCAACUGCGACCGCUACUCUGUGGGACUCCUGGACAUGACCAAAACAAAGGAGUUCUUUGACCUUUGGCCUGUGCUGAUGGGAGAGGUGCCACCCUACAGUGGACCCAAGACCCCAGACGGCAGAGAAAUCAUUUUCUACAAAGUGAUUGAUUAUAUUCUACAUGGCAAAGAGGAGAUCAAAGUCAUUCCGGGCCCUCCUGCUGACCACUGGGCCUUGGUCAGCGGACUGCCCACCUACGUGGCCGAAAAUGCACUGAUCUGCAAUAUCAUGAAUGUUGCUCAGGAUGAUUACUUCAACUUCCAAAAAGAGCCUCUGGACAAAUCCGGCUGGACCAUAAAGAACGUCCUCUCGCUGCCCAUCGUCAACAAGAAAGAGGAGAUCGUUGGUGUGGCGACCUUCUUCAACAGAAAGGACGGAAAGCCAUUCGACGACAUGGACGAGGCGCUGAUGGAGUCUCUCACCCAGUUCCUGGGCUGGUCCGUGCUCAACACUGACACCUAUGACAAGAUGAACAAGCUGGAGAACCGCAAGGACACCUACCAGGACAUGGUCAUGUACCACAUCAGGUGCAGGAAGGACGAGAUCCAGAACGUCCUGAACACGCGCGAGAGAUACGGCAGAGAACCACACGAAUGCGAGGAGUUUGAGCUGGAGGACAUCCUGAAAGAGGUGCUUCCCAACUCUAAGAAAUCCGAGAUCUUCGAGUUUCACUUCUACGACGCUCACCAUACGGAGAGGGACCUGGUCAUGUGUGGGAUCAGGAUGUAUUAUGAGCUGGGGGUGGUGGACCAGUUCCACGUUCCUCGAGAGGUGCUGACCAGGUUCAUGUACUCUCUCAGUAAGGCCUACCGAGCCAUCACCUACCACAACUGGAGGCAUGGCUUCAACGUAGGACAGACCAUGUUCACACUCCUGAUGACUGGUGAGCUGAAGCGCUAUUACACGGACCUGGAGGCCAUGGCCAUGGUGACCGCCGGCUUCUGCCACGAUAUUGACCACCGCGGCACCAACAACCUCUACCAGAUGAAGUCUCAGGACCCCCUGGCGAAGCUGCAUGGGUCGUCCAUCCUGGAGAGGCACCAUCUGGACAUCGGCAAAACCCUGCUGCGCGAGGAAAGCCUGAAUAUCUACCAGAACCUUACCCGGACACAGCACGAGUUUGUCAUUCAUCUGAUGGACAUCGCCAUCAUUGCUACUGACCUUGCCCUCUAUUUCAAGAAGAGGGCUAUGUUCCAGAAGAUUGUGGAUCAGUCCAAAACCUAUGAAGAUGUGAAUGAGUGGAACAAGUACAUGAUGGGCCAGACAACCAGGAAGGAGAUUGUUAUGGCCAUGAUGAUGACGGCGUGUGACUUGUCAGCCAUUGCUAAACCCUGGGAGGUUCAGAGCAAGGUGGCGCUGUCUGUGGCGGCAGAGUUCUGGGAGCAGGGAGACCUGGAGAGGACUGUUCUGGAGCAGCAGCCCAUUCCCAUGAUGGACAGGACCAAGGCAGCAGACUUACCCAAGAUGCAAUGCGGUUUCAUUGAUUUCGUCUGCGCUUUUGUCUACAAGGAGUUUUCGCGUUUCCACCCGGAGAUCACACCCAUGCUGGACCGACUGUUGAACAACAGGAAGGAGUGGAACGCUAAGAAGGAGAUCCACGAGGCCAAGCUAGCCGCUAUAGAGGCAGAGAAGGUAGCCAAGGAGGAGGCCGCCGCCGCCAAGCAAGCUGCUUCCCAGGCCCCCCCAGCCGAGUCCAAGACCUGCCGCAUCAGCUAAACCUAC